CUUACAUCUCAUGCUCGCCAGCUCAAACUCACUGCAAAGACCCUCAAACCUUCUAUUCUUCAUUCUUUUCGGUAUGCCUGUUUCAUCAUCGCUGUUCCCGUUCGAAACUUUGAGAGAUUCAUGGCCUCUCAUCAGAUCUCAUCUGUGUAAGGUAGGCGAUGUCGUCCGACAUCUCUUCUCAGAUCUGAUUUUAGAGACAGCAAAAUUCGAGAUUUUCUCUAUCCAUGAGGCUGACAUGGACUUGUUUUUUUCUUUCUAUUAUCUUCAAACUUCCCAAUCCCUGAAGCUUUUCUUCGUACUUGGCAGUUUACAUAUGAUUCCCCGUUUCAUGCCUUGGGGAUAACUGUUACGAGUUCAGGCUUACACUAAGACGGCUAUUCUUGAGGAGCGAGUUCGGUUGGCAUAUGCUCAAGGAACUCAUGUAAUACCGAUUAGUCUCCAAAUGAA
Messenger RNA from Colletotrichum phormii, 447 nucleotides. RefSeq lists its product as uncharacterized. The transcript has a single exon. Lineage: Eukaryota; Fungi; Ascomycota; Sordariomycetes; Glomerellales; Glomerellaceae. The record is from RefSeq and is a predicted model, not a curated record. The annotation marks the transcript as partial.